Messenger RNA from Nycticebus coucang (slow loris), 3694 nucleotides. RefSeq names its product glutamate-ammonia ligase (gene GLUL). Gene Ontology annotation, molecular function: glutamine synthetase activity. The transcript has 7 exons. Gene Ontology annotation, cellular component: cytoplasm. The coding region runs from base 1048 to 2193 and encodes 381 amino acids. NCBI's taxonomy places the organism in Eukaryota, Metazoa, Chordata, Mammalia, Primates, Lorisidae. The record is from RefSeq and is a predicted model, not a curated record.
UACACUCCUGCCGCCCAGGCCCAGAUCGGGCAGGCCCGCACCUACCGGGUCUCCAGCCUGCCGCGUGGUUCCCGGCCGGCCGCUGUUGGGGGCGAUGGGGUGCGUCCUCGGUCAGGCUCUGGGAAGGGCGGAGGGAGUUGUUUUGAUCUUUUCGCUACUUACAACCCGAAGCGCCGCCCCUGGAGGCCGCUGGGUGCUCCCGGCGCCCUCGGCUCGCGGGGGAGUUUGCGUUGUGGAUGGUGUAGCCGCUUAGUCUCCUGCCCGGGCGCACGCGGAACGCUUUGUAGGCGCCGGCCGCUGGCGCCCUUCCUUCGGGGUGGCGCGUUUUGGGGACUCGUGGAGAUACUGGCGGCCUUUUAGACGCUUGGGUUGAAGCGAGUAACCCUGACUGUUGUUGGCGCGGUCGGCGACUUCCUGGGGGUCCCGGCGACCUUACAGUGUGUGACCGAACAAUGGAGAGCCCGGGCCUCGGCGUGGCCGCCCGUGGGGAGGUUGGGCCGGGCGAAGGCCGUAGCCUCGCUCUGUCUCUCCCGCCGGCGCCCCGACUCUCCCGCCCCCUGCCCCUGGGCGGCGGGCAUGGGCCCCUGGGUGAGGCCCUGAGACCAGGACCGGGCCCCAAGGGGCGGGGCGCCGACUUUCGGCAAAUUUCAGUGGGAGGGGGCUGCUCUCAAAGUGGAUUAUCCCAACUCCGCCAGGGGCAGGAAGCGGGGUCCCUGCCCCAGCAGCAGAUCCACGAAGAAAGCAACGAAUGAAGAUGAAGACGACUUGGACUCAGAGUCCUCGGGGUCCCCCGCCAACUGCUUCGGCUUUGUUGCCUACUCAGUGGUCUCUGGGGAAAAACCGCGACUCCAGAUUAAGACCUUAACCCAGCAGCCUGCCAAUGCCUCCACCUUCCGGUCCGACCACGCUCUAGACCCCUCUCCGUCUCCCUCGCCCAGAAAGCAACGGUGCUUGGACAAGCAAGAGUCCGGAAAAGAGGAGAGGCGAGAAUGCCGCUCCAAAAGGAAGAGGGCUAGAGAGGGCAACCCCAAUGCUACGCUUGACCUUAUGUGGCUGGGAACAUCUUCCACCAUGGCCACCUCAGCAAGUUCCCACUUAAACAAAGGCAUCAAGCAGGUGUAUAUGUCCCUGCCUCAGGGCGAGAAAGUCCAAGCCAUGUAUAUCUGGAUCGAUGGUACCGGAGAAGGUCUACGCUGCAAGACCCGCACCCUGGACUGUGAGCCCAAGUGUGUAGAAGAGUUACCUGAGUGGAAUUUUGAUGGCUCUAGUACUUUACAGUCUGAAGGCUCCAACAGUGACAUGUAUCUUGUACCUGCUGCCAUGUUCCGGGACCCCUUCCGCAAGGACCCCAAUAAGCUGGUGUUCUGUGAAGUUUUCAAGUAUAAUCGAAAGCCUGCAGAGACCAAUUUGAGGCACACCUGUAAGAGGAUAAUGGACAUGGUGAGCACCCAGCACCCCUGGUUUGGAAUGGAACAGGAAUACACACUGAUGGGGACAGAUGGGCACCCCUUCGGUUGGCCCGCCAAUGGCUUCCCUGGGCCCCAGGGUCCUUAUUACUGUGGUGUGGGAGCAGACAGAGCCUAUGGCAGGGAUAUUGUGGAGGCUCACUACAGAGCCUGCUUGUAUGCUGGAGUCAAGAUUGCCGGGACUAAUGCUGAGGUCAUGCCUGCCCAGUGGGAAUUCCAAAUUGGACCCUGUGAAGGAAUCAGCAUGGGAGAUCAUCUCUGGGUGGCCCGUUUCAUCUUGCAUCGAGUCUGUGAAGACUUUGGGGUGAUAGCAACCUUUGAUCCCAAGCCCAUUCCUGGGAACUGGAAUGGUGCAGGCUGCCAUACCAACUUCAGCACCAAGGCCAUGCGGGAGGAGAAUGGUUUGAAGUACAUUGAGGAGGCCAUUGAGAAACUAAGCAAGCGGCACCAGUACCACAUUCGCGCCUACGAUCCCAAGGGGGGCCUGGACAAUGCCCGGCGCCUAACUGGAUUCCACGAAACCUCCAACAUCAACGACUUUUCUGCUGGUGUAGCCAACCGUAGUGCCAGCAUCCGCAUUCCCCGGACUGUUGGCCAGGAGAAGAAGGGCUACUUUGAAGACCGUCGUCCCUCUGCCAACUGCGACCCCUUCUCGGUGACAGAAGCCCUCAUCCGCACGUGUCUUCUCAAUGAAACUGGCGAUGAGCCCUUCCAGUACAAAAACUAAAUGGACUAGACCAUUGAGCCCCUCUGGUUCUCCAUCCCACUCCAAAUCUUCCCCCCUCUCCCAAUUGCCCCAGUUGUAACUCAAAAGGGUGGAAUAUCAAGGUCUUUUUUUUUUAUUCCUCAUGCCCAGUUAAUCUUGUUUUCUUUGGCCAAGAUAGAGGGGUCAAGUUCUUAAUCUCUUUUCACCCACCCUCCUUUUUUCCCCCCUAUCACUGAAGCUUUCUAGUGCACUAGUGGGCAGGGAGGGGCGUAACCACUACUUCCACUUAAUGGGGUAAGCUUGUCCAGUAGGCAUAGCUAUCCAGGCGGAGCAUGUCUGCUGGAGGGGGAGGGCUUUUUCUUCAGGUUAGCUGAAAGGGGAAAACCUGUACUCUAGGUUAGGACUUCCCUUGGUGGAAAAGUUGGAAGAGAUAACCAACAUGUGGGAAUUAGAGAAAAUAGAGGUUGGAGAUCAGGGAGGGAAAUGCCCUCCCUCUCAGGCCACACUUCCCUUGCUUGGAGCUAAAUGCCCUCCCCUCAGCAAAAAGCUCAGAGUAAACUGAUGGAUAUCCCUACCUUAAAAAAAGAAAAGAUUCUUAUUGCUUGGUCCUCCUUUAUAACAAAAAGCAGAGUAGUAUUUUUAUAUUUAAAUGUAAAAACAAAAAAAUUUUUUAUAUGGGUGUGUGGAUUGUUUGUGUUUCUAAAGGUAAAAACCAUCUGGGUCACAGGGAGCCAAAGAGAAGUAUCUCCUUUCGAGGAGGCGGUGGGGAAAGUGGUGGUGCUUGGAAAGUUGGUAAUUGGGGGUUAUAAUUCCUCAUUACCAUUUCAGGGUCUCUGCCCUGCCCACCCUCCCGAGGGAGAAAGUGGGCACUGAUAAACUGACAGGCAGAUGCAGGCUAACUAGCAGUCACUUGAUCACCAUGGCUCUGUUUUGCAAGAUACACAUACUUGUCCACACACGGGUUUGGAUAUGAGUUGGCUGGUCAACUUGAGCAUGUUAGCGACAGGAGAUAUACACGUAUUAGGGUUAUUUUCUGGUGGGAAUAGCAUGUCACUAAAGCAGGCCUUUUGAUAUAUUAAAAAAAACUUUUAAGCGCAAAAUAGAAGGUUAGAUUUUAAUCAAAUUUGUAGGGUUUCUAAGUAAUUUUACGUAAUUGCUUAUUUGCUUCAACUGUGUCCUUUCACCUCUGCUCUUGGAGGAGACAAGAGACAGGGCUGGUGGCAAAAACACUUGUGAUUUUUGUAUCCUGUUGUCUUCUCCCAGUGCAAAAUACUCUUUUCCUUUGUUAGGAUUGCUGAGGAGUUAUUUUUUUCUUUUAUAAUAAAAAACCCCACCUUCAUCCUGACAUUUCCCCUCCUGUUCUGGUGGUUUGUCGUGUCGGCUGCAGCAGACCAGCUGUGGUUCUCUUGCUGUGAUGAGUUCUGAUUGCCAUGUACCAUCUGUUCAGAGUUAGAUAACUCCUCAUUGUAAACAAACUGUAACUGCCCAGAGCAGCUCUUAUAAAUCAGCCUAACAUUUAUAA